AUGAAUAUUAUAAAAUUUAAACAUAAACAAACAUUUAUAAUUAUUAUAAUAUUUAUUGUAAUAAUUAAUUUUACCAUUCUAACUUAUGGAUUAAUAAAUCCAAUUGAUAAUUCUAUUCGGAAACGACAAGGUAAAGAGAAACCGCCUGAAAAACCACCUGAAAACCCACCUGAAAAACCACCCGAGAAACCACCUGAAAAACCACCCGAGAAACCACCUGAGAAACCACCUGAGAAACCACCUGAGAAACCACCUGAGAAACCACCUGAGAAACCACCUGAGAAACCACCUGAGAAACCACCUGAGAAACCACCCGAAAACCCACCCGAAAAACCACCCGAGAAACCACCCGAAAAACCACCUGAAAAACCACCUGAGAAACCACCUGAGAAACCACCUGAAACCCCACCCGAGAAACCAGCUGAAAACCCACCUGAAAAACCACCCGAGAAACCACCUGAAAACCCACCCGAAAAACCACCCGAAAACCCACCCGAAAAACCACCCGAAAAACCACCUGAAAAACCACCUGAAAAUCCUCCUGAAAAUCCUCCUGAAAAUCCUCCUGAAAAACCAUCUGAAAAUCCUCAAUCACCUGAACCAAAACUACCGGAGCAAGAACCACCAGACCCACCAGAGAAAAAAUUACCAGAAAAAUCACCGGACCAAAAACCACCAGAUCCACCGGCGCAAGAACCACCACAGAAAGCACCAGAACAAACCCCACCUGAACAAGACCCGACAGAGCAAAAUCCAGACCAAGAUACACAAGAUCAACAAAAUACUGCUGGGCUAAAUCCAUCAGGUAAAGAUCCAUCAGGUAAAGAUCCAUCAGGGAAAGAUCCAUCAGGGAAAGAUCUAUCAGGGAAAAAACCACCAGCAGACCCAACACAAAGUCCACCAAGUGAAGAGCCACCACAACAAAAUCCUCCAGAUCAAAAACCACCAGAACAAGAAGAUUCAGAUAAACCACAAAAGCCGCAAGAGCAAAAAGCUCCAGCAGUGACUUGCACUUCCCCUAAUGAUUCCGCGUGUAAACCUUCAUCGGGAGAUACUCCAGAAACUAUAACAUCUACACAGAAUAAAAUAGAAACGAUAAUACCAACUCAAACUCCAGGAGAAAAUAAUAAACUUUAUAACCAACCUAAUAAAAUAUCUCAGUGGAAAGUUACAUCAACAACACUUACAUUAUACUAUCCCGGUUCUACAAUAACUAUCACGACGACAAAUUCUAAAGGUGAGCUUACAACUCUCGCGAAAUAUAUCCCUCCAUCCAUCGUACUUGUGGUAAAAAAGGUUGUUAUUCCUAACGAUUUUCCAAGUCUUACUAAUAGACAUGGUUUAUGGGAAAUUACAAUAAGUUUAGUUAUAGUCUCUAUUACUUUAGUUUUUAUGAUUUUUGCGUAA
Messenger RNA from Rhizophagus irregularis DAOM 181602=DAOM 197198, 1407 nucleotides. RefSeq lists its product as uncharacterized. NCBI's taxonomy places the organism in Eukaryota, Fungi, Glomeromycota, Glomeromycetes, Glomerales, Glomeraceae. The record is from RefSeq and is a predicted model, not a curated record.